Messenger RNA from Pimephales promelas (fathead minnow), 1705 nucleotides. It is a transcript of the gene wbp2nl, whose product is annotated as WBP2 N-terminal like. Gene Ontology annotation, biological process: positive regulation of DNA-templated transcription. Gene Ontology annotation, cellular component: nucleus. The record is from RefSeq and is a predicted model, not a curated record. Gene Ontology annotation, molecular function: transcription coactivator activity; chromatin DNA binding. NCBI's taxonomy places the organism in Eukaryota, Metazoa, Chordata, Actinopteri, Cypriniformes, Leuciscidae.
UCAGCGGAGAGCAGUCACGUGUUGCCGGAAAUAAAGUGCGCAACUGUUUACCGAGAAGACCGUCAGUGAGUGAUCGCACAUAAUAACACACUCUUUUAUUAAACACCAUCGCGCUGAAGUUAACAUCCGCUUUAGUCGAGUCCUGAUCGGCGGGAGAACAUGACGCUGAACCAGAACCAUCACCCGAACGGAGGAGUGCUGAUCCAGGCCGGAGAGAGCAUCUUACGAGAAUGUAAGAACGUCGAACUGUCCUUCAGUGACAUCACACCCAAGAACGACCUGUUCAAGGGGACCAAGAAGGGCUCCGUCUUCCUCACACAGUACAGGAUGGUGUUUGUGAGCAGUGUGAUGAAAGACAAGUUCUGCUCCUUCAUGUUCCCGUAUUACCUGAUGAAGAACUGCAGCAUCGAGCAGCCAGUGUUCGCCGCCAACUACAUCCAGGGCCUGAUCAAAGCCGAGGCGGGAGGCGGCUGGGAAGGCCAGUCCAACUUUAAGAUGUGUUUCCCCAGCGGAGGCGCCAUCGAGCUCGGACAGCAGCUCUUCAAACUCGCCACCAACGCGUCUCGAGGUCCUCCGGCUCAGAACGGAUCGGCCGCAGGGAUGAACGGAUACGCCAGUCCAGCCAUGCCUCAGCCGUACCCGUAUCCCAGCAUGCCUCAGGCCGCGUACAACCCCUACCCAUAUCCCCCCACUGCUGCAGGUGUGUAUCCCAGCGCUCCCAUGUACAUGGCUCCGCCUCCUCCGUAUCCCGGACCCCCACAGGACUGGUGUCCGCCACCAGUUGCUCCAGGAAAUGCCAAAGCAGCAGAAGCAGCCAGUAGUGCAUUUUACAAUCCCAGCAACCCUCACAGCGUCUACAUGCCCAUGGAUCAGCCUCCUCCAUAUUACCCUCCUGAGAAUCCCGACAAGAAGAACAUGUGAACCGGAUCACGGACUGGAUCACGGACUGGAUCAUGGACCGGAUCACGGACUGGAUCACAGCGACUCGUUUCCGACAGUUUUCAUCUGAUUCUGUGUGAUGACAGCAGCAGUUUUCAUAGAUAUACACUCUGACUUUAAUAUUUAACCAGCGAGAGUGAAAUUAACACCUGUAUUUCAUCCUGCUCAUUUUCUAAUCCUGAUGACUGUGUGUGUGUGGGUAAUUCUGUAAAUUCCUUUUGAUAAUGUAAUUCAAAUACUCACAGAUGGUAACAGUAGAGCUGAAGUGUGUGUGUGUGUGUGUGUGUGAUGUUGGCGGUGGAAUUAAACCUGUAUAUUCUCUCAGUGGUCUAGUGUUUCUGUUCAGACAAACACACUGCAGAUCCUGUUCAUGUUACAGCUCUUCACACACGUCACACAAGCCAUGGUGUAAGAAUGCCCUCCGGCAACAGGUGAGCGAUGAUGUCAUCAGUGACGCCACCGCGCCGCCAUAUUGGUAUUCCCUAGUGAGCUCACGUGUCCUAUUGAAUCAAUAGGAAAUGGUAUGAUUUGACUGAGAAAAUAUUGCCUUAAUGUUUUAAAAAUCUCCCUGUAUUCUUACAACACAAACAUCCUAAGCAUUUAAACGGUUAUUUUGUAUUAAAAUUGGCUUUGAUAAUGGGAAGAGUGUCUGUCGGCUAACAGUAAGUGAUAGUAGCUAAUGAAGAAGUGUUUUAUUUUGUGAUUUGCUCUUUGAAAGAAGAAGCAGCUUACCUCCUCAUUAAAAUCUUUAAUAUACUGUCUCAUC